AAGACUUUCUGACAAUGGAAGCAAAUAUCAAUUUAAUAUAAUGUAUAUUUCCAAGAGAAAAUGGCAGAGGAAGAGAUGAUGAUGAGUCCUGAGGACGCGAGUAAACUCCCUUCCUUCCACGAUACCUUCUCCGGGUCCCCACAACUAGUGAAUACACCUCUACGCUUCAACGAUACUGGAGCAGUGUCUUCUCCCAGCUCUGAUAGUAGCCACGGUAUUCAAGAUUCCGGAAAUUAUUUUGGGAUGAACCUAUCUACUCCUAUGUCUGGGGUUUUAUAUACUAAACCGACACAUGUCUUUUCAACUCCGAUCUCUGGUGGACAGCAACUAAUCAGUUCCUUGACUGAUCUGAGUCCUAUCGGAGCAAAUGACUUUGGUCACGCAACCCAGGCAGCUGCUGGUAGUAUUCGGUUUCAAAAAUACUGGUCUGUUGAGAAUCCGGCUCAAAAGUAUUUAUCUGAGAACCGUCUUGGAUCAGAAAACAUGGAAACCAGCUCUUACGGAGCCCCGAGUCAGGAGGAUCUGACUAACCUGGUUUCAAUGAAUCCGAGCCUGUAUGAUGGAACCUACCAGGAGCAGUACACCGAACCUGUAGUAAGUGUUGACAUGUCACAGAACUACUUCUCCCACCAACAGAGUAUGAUGAUUAUGAAUAAGGAGGAAAGUUUUGGAUCUGGUCCUGAUCUCGCGUCUCCAUCAAACCCGGCGAAACCCCAUAAAGAGGUUCAUGUUGCGGUUAAAUCUGCUCCUAUACACCCGAAGAAAAGGAAAAGAGAAUAUCUGUGUAUGUUUUGUCCUCUGGAGAAUGGUGACCUAGGUUCCUCGAAGCUUCUGGUUGAGCACUUUAGAUCUCAUUUGAACAAUCUCCUGGAGGAUGAGAAGAAGCCGGACAGAAAGAAAAAGGAGAAAAAGAGUAAACACAGAUCAAAAUAAUUAUGCUGAAGUUUUUGUUUACGGUUUUCUAAAUACUAGUAUCUGUAUACUAGAGAAUAAAAGAAAAAUUAAAUAAAAAUUACAAUUGGGAAGAAA
Messenger RNA from Eurytemora carolleeae, 1029 nucleotides. RefSeq lists its product as uncharacterized. The record is from RefSeq and is a predicted model, not a curated record. Bases 61 to 933 code for a protein of 290 amino acids. The transcript is spliced from 7 exons. NCBI's taxonomy places the organism in Eukaryota, Metazoa, Arthropoda, Copepoda, Calanoida, Temoridae.